Momordica charantia (bitter melon) is the source of this 3040-nucleotide messenger RNA. Its product is annotated as Intron maturase, type II family protein. Lineage: Eukaryota; Viridiplantae; Streptophyta; Magnoliopsida; Cucurbitales; Cucurbitaceae. Gene Ontology annotation, cellular component: mitochondrion. Gene Ontology annotation, biological process: homing of group II introns; mitochondrial mRNA processing. Gene Ontology annotation, molecular function: RNA-directed DNA polymerase activity. The record is from RefSeq and is a predicted model, not a curated record.
AAACCCUUAAUUGAGGGAUGGAUUUUGCAAUUUUCCCACGAACCGUAACGGGACUUCGUCGGAAGUGGAUUUCUUAAAGUACACCAUUAUUUCGUUAUAAUGUCUCUGUUUAACUCGAAUUCCGAAUUUGUAGUAGCAGUUUCUAGUUUGGCAUUUAUUUUUCGAAGAUGCACACCAUCUGUUCGUUAAAAUGCCUCAGUUAGCAAUUUGAUAUCUUAACACUUCAUGUGCUAUUUUGACUGUUAUUCUUUCAUCCAUGACAUGUUUAUGGAGUUAUUAAACUCUGGUGUUUUCAGAUGGUGGAGGUUUUACUACGGGAAUAUCUGUGUUAUUACGAGAGAUUUCAUCAUUCUCGUCUGAUAAGAACUGAAGUCAGAACUGAAGUAACUGAGGUUAACGCAGCAAUUUCUAACUUACUCUGAAUGUUCUUUACAGAUAUACGAGAAAUGCAAUUUGGGGGAUUUCAAAGAUUUUGCCGGAUGAAUAUGCGGAACUUUGCAGUUUUGCGAAUUUGCAAAGUCAAUUCAUCCUUUGUGUCUGACAUUGCAGGUAAAUGUGUUCAGAGAGUUCAGACUUCUGAAAAUUAUUCAGCUCUGGCAUGUGCUGAUGAUGAUUUUUGCAAGGGAAUGGAGAAAAAGAAAUUGGCUGAGAACUUGGCCUCGCUUGUUGAAGAAUCUCUGGAUGUUGAUUCAAGAAGACCAAAGAGUCGAAUGGAACUCAAGAGAUCCCUUGAAAUCCAGAUUAAGAAGAGGGUGAAGGCGCAAUAUGUGAAUGGGAAGUUUAUGGACUUGAUGGGGAAAGUGAUUGCCUGCCCCCCAACUCUUCAGAAUGCCUAUGAUUGUGUUAGAAUUAACUCAAAUGUAGAUAUAGCAUCGAAUGAUCAUUUAAUUUCAUUUGAAUCUAUGGCUGAAGAACUUCAUAAUGGUAGUUUCGAUGUCAACGCCAAUACUUUCUCCAUAUCAAGUUCGAAAAAAGAAGUACUCAUCUUACCCAAGCUAAAGUUGAAGGUUCUUCAGGAGGCUAUUAGGAUAGUUUUGGAGUGUGUUUUUAGGCCACAUUUUUCCAAGAUAUCUCAUGGCUGCCGAAGUGGAAGAGGGCACUCAACAGCAUUGAAGUACAUCAGAAAAGAGAUCAAUAAUCCUGACUGGUGGUUCACAGUUGACAUAAGCAAAAAGAUGGAUGAGCUUGAGAUGGCUAAACUCAUUUCAGUAAUGGAGGACAAGAUAGAAGACCCCGAAUUUUUUGCUAUCAUCAGAAGUAUAUUUGAGGCGGGGGCACUGAAUUUGGAGUUCGGGGGUUUCCCAAAAGGUCAUGGUCUUCCACAAGAGGGAGUUCUGUCUCCUAUAUUAAUGAACAUCUAUCUAAACCUCUUUGACCAAGAAUUUUUCAGAUUAUCUAUGAAAUAUGAAGCUAUCAAUAAAUAUGGUAAUGCUGUUCAAGAUGGGUCCCAAUCAAAGCUGCGGAGCUGGUUUAGAAGAAAAUUGAAAGGAAAUGAUUCUGAAUAUCCAGCCCAGGAGAAAGAUAACAUAAGAGUAUACUGUUGUCGCUAUAUGGAUGAAAUUUUUAUGGCAGUUUCAGGUUCCAAAGAUGUGGCUCUUAGUUUUAGGUCUGAGAUUCAGGAUUUCAUUCAGAAGUCUUUGCAUUUGGAUGUUAAUCAUCAAGAAGAAAUGGUAUCAUGUAGGGAGACUCGUGGAAUUCGUUUUCUUGGUUGUUUGGUUAGAAGAAGUGAGAAGGAAAGUCCUGCUGUAAAAGCUGUCCACAAGUUGAAAGAAAAAGUUGAGUUAUUUGCUUUACAGAAGCAGGAGGCUUGGAAUGAUUGGACAGUGUGGUUGGGGAAGAAAUGGCUUGCUCAUGGUUUGAAGAAGGUGAAAGAGUCAGAGAUCAAGCAUUUGGCUAAAAAUAGCCCUUCUUUAAAUCAAAUUUCCAGUUUUCGUAAAGUUGGGAUGGAAACCGACCACUGGUACAAAGUUUUAUUGAAAAUUUGGAUGCAAGAUAUAAACGCAAAGGCUGCAGAGACUGAAGAAACUAUCUUAUCUAAUUAUGUAGUGGAACCUUCUCUUCCUCUGGAACUUAGAGACUCCUUUUAUGAAUUUCAAAGGCGUGUGGAAGAAUAUGUUUCUUCCGAGACAGCUUCUACUGUUGCUCUUUUACCAAAUUAUGACCCUUCUGUCAAAUCUACUUUCAUAACUGAGAUUAUUGCUCCAGUGAAUUCUAUCAGGAAACGACUAUUGAGAUAUAGGCUAAUCACAAAUAAAGGGUAUCCGUGUGCCUCUCCUUUCCUCAUCCUACAUGAUAACACUCAAAUUAUCGACUGGUUUUUAGGAGUAUAUCGUCGUUGGCUUAAAUGGUAUAGCAAUUGUUCAAACUUUAGCGAGGUGAUCUUAAUUUGUGAUCAAGUUAGGAAAUCCUGUAUCCGAACACUAGCAGCAAAGCAUCGUACGCAUGAAAGUGAAAUUGAAAAGAAGUUUGACUUAGAACUGAGUAGGAUUUGCUCUACCCCUGAAAUAGAGCAAGAAGAAGAGGAGGAGGCAUCAGAUACUCAUGGUUUAGGCCAUGAUGAGGCAUCGACAUAUGGAAUUUCAUAUAGUGGCUUGUGUUUGCUAUCUCUUGCUAGAAUGGUCAGCCAGUCUCGUCCUUGCAAUUGUUUUGUCAUGGGGUGUUUGGCUUCUGCACCAAGUGUUUAUACUCUUCAUGUCAUGGAGAGGCAAAAAUUUCCAGGAUGGAAAACUGGAUUCUCGAGUUCCAUCCAUCCUAGCUUGAAUCGACGGCGAGUUGGCUUAUGCAAGCAACAUUUGAAGGAUUUGUAUCUGGGUCACAUUUCAUUGCAAUCUGUUAACUUUGGGGCAUGGAAGUGAGUGUUACUUUUCUGUGUAUGAUCUCAUUUAACGACUGGUAUAGUGGGAUAGAUUGGCUGAGAGAACCAGGGUAGCCAUGAACAGAGCCUCUUCAUGGUUCCUACUUUGGGCUAGCUUGCUGAUUUUCUGGUGUCUCAACUGCUCUCUGAAGGAUGGAAGACCGUUAGCCCAAUGUGAAUUAGGAA